AUGUGGUGUUAUAAUUAUUUGACUUGGAUUCGAGUCCAUCCUGUCGGCCGCAAGUCGGCCGCGAGCGCGCUUUCGGCCGUUGAGAACGCCGAGGAGGACGUUUGGAUAUCUAUUCCAGCGGGUCAGGAUGACUCACAAGCCCCCGAGGAUAUCAACUACACUCCAACUUCCUGUUGGAUGGUGUUCGAACUUCGAUGGACAUCUAAAAUAGAAAAUGAGUUGAAAGAGGGUUGCGGCGAGGGUAACGGCGCCGGUCUCCAGGGUUACGAUAAUGAGGCAGUCGACAACGCGUCUGGUCGCAUUGAAUGUGUAUUCGAGCUUUCAGGGAGCGAAGGUGGAAUCGCUCAGGCUACGUAUCCGCCUCCUAACUACCGUCGCGAUUACGCUUUGAGAGAAUUGACGCUUGUUGCCUCUUCUCUAAUCACCUUCACUAAGAAAAUUUGGGUUGGUGCAUCUGGAUUGCUCCUCUUCGUACUAAAGAGUGAUUUGGUCUUCGGAGAGUGGUUGGACUGCAACAACUUCCCGAUUCCUCCCGGAUUCCUCAAUGAAGUUUGA
Laccaria bicolor S238N-H82 is the source of this 555-nucleotide messenger RNA. RefSeq lists its product as uncharacterized. The transcript has 6 exons. The record is from RefSeq and is a predicted model, not a curated record. The coding region runs from base 1 to 555 and encodes 184 amino acids. Lineage: Eukaryota; Fungi; Basidiomycota; Agaricomycetes; Agaricales; Hydnangiaceae.